Molecule: messenger RNA, 1698 nt
Organism: Gastrolobium bilobum
Lineage: Eukaryota; Viridiplantae; Streptophyta; Magnoliopsida; Fabales; Fabaceae
Product: phosphatidylinositol 4-kinase gamma 2-like
Exons: 2
Coding region: 1-1698 (565 amino acids)
Molecular function (GO): protein binding
Source: RefSeq, a predicted model, not a curated record
AUGUCUGUUGCUGAUGUUGCUCUGAGUCCGAUUCACAAAGAAUCGGUACAUUGGCGACACCAGCUUGGACCUUACCCUGGCGAAUCAAUCCUCAUAUAUCUUAGUGUGGACGGAGCUGUGACACCAAUGCGUGUGUUGGAGUCCGAUUCCAUUGCUUCAGUGAAAAUGAGGAUUCAGACAUGCAAAGGAAUUGCAGGGAAGAAGCACAAGCUGAUUCAUGGUGGCAGAGAGCUUGCACGCAAAGAUACACCCAUCAGGGAGUACGGUGUUGCUGCCGGGAAUGUUCUCCAUUUGGUUCUCCGUCUCUCUGAUAUGAUCUCCAUCGUUGUCAGGACCAUAUGUGGGAAGGAAUUUGAAUAUCAGAUUGAUCGGCAUAGAAAUGUUGGGCACCUUAAGCAACGCAUUAAAAAGAAGGGGAAAGGUUUUGUUGAUCUCGAGGAUGAAGAGCUUUUCCGAGGUGGUGAAAAACUCGAUGACAAGAGAAUGUUCCAUGACAUAUGCAAGAGUGAUGAUGACGUGAUCCAUUUGAUAAUUCAAAAAUCAGCAAAGGUUAAGUCAACACCAGUUCACAAAGAUUUGGAGCUUUCGGUUGUGGCAGCUACUCCAGGUGUAAGAGAGAACCAGAACCAGAUUCAGAUACCACCUGGUGUAGAUUUCUGGUUGGAACCAAUUUUUGUGAAUCCAAAGAUCAACUUUUUUCCUUUCCUUUGGGACAUGAUCAAUUCCACAUUCAAUGGUAUGAAAAAAGGAAAUCACCCUAUCAGAUCUUCUGAGGGCACAGGUGGGACUUAUUUCAUGCAAGAUUCAACAGGUAUGGAGUGUGUUUCAGUUUUUAAGCCCAUUGAUGAGGAACCAAUGGCGGUGAAUAACCCACGAGGACUACCAGUUUCAUCUAAUGGGGAAGGUUUAAAAAGAGGGACAAAGGUGGGAGAAGGAGGUGUGAGAGAAGUUGCAGCCUAUAUAUUAGAUCAUCCAAGGGCUGGCCCACGUUUGGUGUCAGGUGAAGCAAUAGGCUUUGCCGGUGUUCCUCCUACUGUUAUGGUCCAGUGCUUACACGAAGCAUUUAACCACCCAGAUGGGUAUGCCUGCUCAUCAAAGCAUUCCAAGAUCGGGUCAUUGCAGAUGUUCAUGAAUAAUGAUGGUAACUGUGAGGAUAUUGGACCAGGGGCUUUUUCUGUGGAGGAGGUGCAUAAGAUCACCGUGCUCGAUAUAAGGAUGGCCAAUGCAGAUAGACAUGCUGGGAAUAUAUUGUUCAGAAAAGAGGAAGGUGGCCACACUUUGCUCAUUCCCAUUGAUCAUGGCUACUGUCUACCACAGAAAUUCGAAGAUUGCACAUUUGAUUGGCUUUACUGGCCCCAAGCAUGUCAGCCUUACUCUCCUGAUACAGUUGAUUAUAUUAAUUCUUUGGAUGCUGAAAAAGAUAUAGAACUUCUGAAAUAUUAUGGGUGGGACAUUCCACUUGAAUGUGCCCGAACACUCCGCAUCUCCACAAUGUUAUUGAAGAAAGGGGUUGAGAGAGGUCUCACUCCCUAUGCAGUUGGAAGAAUUAUGUGUAGAGAAAAUUUAAACAAGGAAUCUGUAAUUGAGGAGAUUAUUUGCGAAGCACAGGAAUCAUUGUUACCUGGCAUGGAGGAAUCUACGUUUCUUGAAUCUGUCUACCAGAUCAUGGAUUCUCGCCUUGAUAAGCUUUCAAAUUAG